Molecule: messenger RNA, 752 nt
Organism: Phanerochaete carnosa HHB-10118-sp
Lineage: Eukaryota; Fungi; Basidiomycota; Agaricomycetes; Polyporales; Phanerochaetaceae
Exons: 6
Coding region: 1-663 (220 amino acids)
Source: RefSeq, a predicted model, not a curated record
AUGUCACUCUGUUCUGAACUAAAGCUUUCCUUAGUGAUUAUUCUUACGAGAGGCAGCUUGCUUGCCUCCGAUGUCAUUGUCCUAGCCCUGACGUGGGUCAGGUCAUACAAGCAAUUCCAACAGACGCGACGACUAAGGCUCGGUCCGUCCAUUGUAACUGUGCUGCUCCGUGAUGGCACUAUUUACUUCGUUGCACUCCUUGGCGUGAAUAUCUAUCAGCUUCUGACCUUCCAGAGCAGCUCCACAAAUGGGCUGUAUGCAGAGAGCUUUAUCGAAUCAAUGCCCCCGGUGCUCGUUCAGCGCUUCAUGCUGAACCUCCGUCAGCUCAGCCAUGCCAGCGAUGAGAUUAGCUCAGGAAAUGAGCAUUCCUCCAGCCGCUCAGUGAAUUUUAGGCUGCCCUCCGAUUUCCUCGGUAAUAUUGGAGAGUCUCUGGACCACGGCCAGGCGGAGCGCGUGCAAAAAUAUGACGGCGACGACGACGACGACGACGACGACGACAGCAACUCAGAUGUGGCGGGAGAACGAGCGGUGGGGCUCGAAGAAGGUUCUCUGCAGCUGGAGGGCUCAUCUCUCGCGCGUCGGAACGAGCAGAUCGGAGUGAGCCUUGUUCCAGCAUCACAUUCUAUUGAAGGCACAAGUGAAGGGAAGGAAAUUGAAUUGUGAGCCGGCCGGGCUCUAGGAGUCAUUUGAUCAGGUGCUCAUUCAGCCAUAUUCUGCCCGGUAAGUUCACUAAGAGAGUUUCUGCAGAUACC